Molecule: messenger RNA, 2103 nt
Organism: Malus domestica (apple)
Lineage: Eukaryota; Viridiplantae; Streptophyta; Magnoliopsida; Rosales; Rosaceae
Source: RefSeq, a predicted model, not a curated record
AUGCCUUCGCAACUAGGUCGAUUGACAAAUCUACAAUCACUGCCUCUUUUUGUGGUGAGCGAAGGAAGUGAUCAUUCAGGGAUAAGAGAGAUAGGGCCCCUAUUGCAUCUCCGAGGGACAUUGUGCCUCUCAGGAUUGGAGAAUGUGACUAAUGUCGAGGAUGCCAGGAGGGCCAACUUGAAAUGCAAGGAGAGGCUUGAUUCACUGGUCCUAAAAUGGUAUUAUUCAAGCGACACGAGAGAAACAGAAUCCGCUGUGCUUGACAUGUUACAGCCUCAUACAAAGCUCAAGGAGCUCACCAUCAAGGGUUAUGCCAGAGAGGAAUUUUCAUCAUGGGUUGGAGGUCCAUUGUUCUCUAAUAUGGUGCUUGUGCGCUUAGAGGAAUGUAACAAUUGUUUAUCCUUGCCACCUCUCGGACAAUUGCCUCGUCUCAAAGAGCUUUAUAUUAGAGGAAUGAAUGCAGUCGAAAGUGUUGGUGCUGAGUUUUAUGGUGAGUGUGUCAUGCCUUUUCCGCUGUUAGAGAUUCUCAAGUUUGUGAAUAUGCGGCAUUGGAAGGUGUGGCUUCCUUUCCAACUGGAUCACGGAAGUGGUGUUUUCCCUUGCCUAAAAAGGCUUUCAAUCAAGGAAUGUUCUAAGUUGGAAGGAAAACUGCCAGAGAAGCUUGAUUUGUUAGCCGAACUUGAAAUUGUUCAAUGUGAGGAAUUGACGGUUUCGAUUGCCAACUACAAACAGCUUCGUCAACUAAACAUUGACGGUUGUAAAGUGUUGGAACAUACAACUGCUAAGGUUGAGUUUGAGUUAUUAGAGUCCUUGUGCAUUUCAAACAUUUCGGAGGUGAUGUCUCGGCCAACAGGGGAAUUGUUCAGGAAGGGACUAAGCAAGGUUAGAGAUUUGAAGAUCAAUGGAUGUGAGAAGUUGACGUCUUCACUGAAGAAUGAGGCUAGAUUAUUGCAGCGGUUGACUUCUCUUGGCCGUUUGGAAGUUAAAGACAACUCUCCUCUAGUUGAAGAAUUGGGAGAAGAAGCAGAGGAGUUGCUGCAAUUGCAAAUAUUGGAUUGCAAGCUUGAAUUUCUAGAGUUAAGAAAGUGCGAAAAUCUUUUGAAGCUACCAAAAGGGUUAAAUCAGCUGUCGUCUCUUCAAGAGCUUCGCAUACACGAAUGUUCAAGUCUAGUUUCUUUUCCAGAUGUUGGUCUGCCACCUUCUCUUAAAGACAUCUGGAUUGCAGAGUGCAAUUCGUUGAUAUAUUUUGCAAAAUUCCAGAUUCCCCAAAAUCUCAGAAGAAUAGAGAUAAUAUAUUGCAAAAGUUUGAAAUCACUAGUAGAUGAGGAGGAAUGUGAACGACUGGGUUUAAUAGCACCGAACGGGUUCUUCAGCAACAACACCUAUCACUGCCUUGAAUAUAUUAGGAUCUGUAGCUGCCAAAAUCUGAAAUCCUUACCGGAUGGCUUAUGCCACCUCAGCAAUCUUCAAGAGCUAUGUAUUAUAAAAUGUGGAAGUCUUGUUUCCAUCCCGAGACUGAGUGGGGGGAGAAGACCCUCCAACCUGAGAAAUAUCUUGAUCCGAGAUUGCGAGAAAUUGGAGGCGUUGCCCGAAGACAUGCACAAUCUCAACUCUCUUGAGAGUUUGUUCAUCGACUACCGUGAAGGUUUGACUUUUCCUCCCAACCUAACAUUUCUUCGAAUUUGGGAGGUCAAGAGCUGUAAGUCAUUGUGGGAGUUGGAGUGGGGGUUGCACAGACUCACCUCUCUUAGACGCUUAGAGAUUAUCGGUGAAGACCCGGAUACGGUGUCGUUUCCACCCGACAUGGUACGGAUGGAGACGCUCUUCCCCAAAUCUCUCACUAGCCUCUCAAUAGAUGGCUUCCCGAAUCUGAAGAAACUGAGCAGCAAGGGCUUUCAAUUCCUCCCCUCCCUUCAAUCUUUGAAACUCUCCUAUUGUCCAAAGCUAGCAUCCAUUCCAGAGGAGGGUCUGCCUCCUUCACUUACGAAACUUUGGAUCUAUGAGUGUCCAGUGCUAAAAGAGAGAUGCCAACCAGGAAAAGGACGCUACUGGCACAAAAUAUCCCACAUCCCUUGCAUACAGAUAGAUGGCACACUGAUAUGA